Podarcis muralis (Common wall lizard) is the source of this 1272-nucleotide messenger RNA. It is a transcript of the gene ZNHIT3, whose product is annotated as zinc finger HIT-type containing 3. Gene Ontology annotation, molecular function: protein binding. NCBI's taxonomy places the organism in Eukaryota, Metazoa, Chordata, Lepidosauria, Squamata, Lacertidae. The record is from RefSeq and is a predicted model, not a curated record.
GGCUCGGCCUGGUCCCAGAUCCCCGCCGGCCAGGAAGGAGACGCACGUGGGAGUUUUUCCCCAGCCGAGAUCGAGCAGCAGCGUCUACCAUGCAAAGUCCCGGUUGCUCCCGCGUGUGCGUCGUGUGCGGGGAAGGCGGGCGGGGCGGCGCCAAGUACCGCUGCCCGGGCUGCCGGGAGAGAUAUUGUUCCGUGUCCUGCUGCAAGAAACAUAAAGAACAAUGUGCACCCAAAGCAGAACCGCGUCCGCAGCCUACAAGUCAAGAAACUUCCCAGAGGACGGCAUCCAUGAACGAUGAAGGACGUUCUUGGUCAGUGGAUGACAUUUUGACAGAAGAUGAUGAGGACGAUAAGGUGCCCCUGCAGAAACUUCGGCUCUUGGGGGAAUCUGAAGAACUCAAAGGCCUCCUCCUCAACCCCCACCUCGGCCAGCUGCUUCUCACUGUCGACCAGGCCAAAGACAAGAGUGCCAUCCUGAAGACAUACAUGCAGGAGCCUCUCUUUGUGGAGUUUGCAGACUGUUGCCUGAGGAUUGUGGAGCCUCCCGAGAAGGAGAACACACGCCCAGAGUGAUUUUUGUGUGUGCGGAGCAGGUCCGUUUUAUAACCCUGACAGCUUUCCGUAGCCUCUGGAAAUGUUUCCUGGCCAACCACGAGCGAACAGCUGAGAAAGAAAGACACUGCAUUAAGGGAGUAUAAGGAACAGCAGGAAAGGACCUCAUACCAAGUGUCCAUGCAGCCUAGUACUGUCUGCUCUGACUGUCCAGGGUCUCAGGCAGAGAGACUCCUGGCUCCUCCUUAAGGCUUUUUGCCUGGCUGGGAUGUGUCCUUGAAAUCUGACCACACCGCUUUUGCUGGUCUGGCCGGAAGAUAGAGUGUUAGAAGUGUAUGCAUUCACAAAGCCCAGAACAAGGUAGGUCCAGGGCACCUUAGAGACCUCCUCAACCUUUCUAGCCCAGCUCGAUCAUUGAGAUAAUCUGCAGGAGCUUAGUUGGUCAUUUCCCUCAUUUGACAACAUCAAGAAACCCAAGUUUUUAGUGUCAUUGGCCCAGCCCUGUGGAACACUCUGCCAACAGAGAUUCAGCCAAGCACCUUCUGGGCCAGCUUUUAAACUCCUGCUGAAAACUUUUGUUUCGCCAGGCUUAUGCAAGCAAUUAAGAAGACAUCUCUGCCCAACAGUUAGCUGAUUUUUGAUUUUGUGUAUAAUUGUUGUAAACCAUUCUUUUGUGCUUUUUAUGAACAUCUGUAUAUAUUUAUAAAAAUAUAUGAAAUAG